UAAUGUUUCCUUGCAGUUGUCACGCCUUCAUCCCUCCUACCUCCCCUUCUCAGACUUUCAGACAGUUUGGGACAGUCCUGCAUAGCUUGCUCAACUCUGCUCCUGCCUUCCUUUGCCCAAAUCUGACUUUCCCUCCUUUUUUUGUCUUUUGGCGUGUUGUUUCCAGUAAUAUGGGCCAUCCCACAAUUGGUUGAACCUCUCAUUUGGCCAUUAUUUUUUAAUUGCUUGGAUUUCUUUAUCAUUUCUGGUCCUUUCCGUUUUCCUCAGUGGAUGUUUUGUAGCAGUUCUUUCUUGCUCUUAGCUCUUUUCUCUCUCCCCUGACAUCUUCCGUUCCUCAUACGAUGGCCCAUCCUCUGGCCACGGAGCUGGUAAAAGGACGGCUGGGAGUUAAGAGUGCCCUCAAUGGGAGCGCAGACUUUGACAGACUGAGUUAUGUGGGGGAACAGCCUUCUCCACCUCCCCUUCAGAAUUACCUGUGGCUAACUAUCCUGACCUGCUUUUGCCCAGCAUACCCUGUCAACAUUGUAGCCCUAGUCUUCUCAAUACUGUCCAGGAAGAGUUAUGAGCUGGGGGACUAUGAUGGCUCACAGCGGCUGGGUCGGAAAGCACUGCAUGUGGCCAUGGCCUCCAUCCUCAUUGGCCUCGUGAUCAUUGGCAUAUUGGUCAUCGUUCACAUCACCACAGUAAUGAAGCAUCCCCUCCCAUGAGCAGAACUGGAGAAAGUCUGGAGAAAGUAAAAUCAAGGAAAUAUCAUGAUCAGUGACAUGGCCUGUGGACACCUUCCUGAAUGGACAAUGAAGAGGUUUCUGGGGCUCCAGACUUGGCAAUAGUUCUCCCUGAAGAAAGGGACAUCACCUCUCCCACCUCUGUCAUGUGGCACACCCCUCCAUACCAACGGCUCCAUGUGAAACACUGGCCUUUGGUUCCUAUGAUGCCUACAACACAAACCUCACACAUCACCAUGCUCACAAGUACCUGCCAUAACUCCCUCCAAAGAGGCUUCUGUCCUCACUGUGUGGGCUGGGGGGGAGGGGGGGGGGGAUGCCGCCACUUCUGAUGUCUGUUAUGUCAACCAUGUAGCCUAUCAGCCGAGUGUUUGCUGCCAUAGAGGUCUUCUGGCUUUCUGCUUAACGUCUGUCAAAUAUGUAGGAAGGACCGCGUUCUUUUUAAAACAAGGACACGGAAUGGCAACACAACAAAGAUUUGUUUUUAAAUGAUUAAAACUGGUUUAUGUUUGCUUAUGGGCACAGCCACGGGGAAGUGUUUGCAAUUUAGUCGUGGACUGCUGUGGUUGAACGCAGAGGGCUUUCUCUGUUCCCACUCCCAUUAACCACGGCUCUCCACCAGUCCACUUACACCUAGCUGCAAUCUGCCGAGUCGGAGGGAUCCUGUAGUCUGAUAUGUAACAGUAUCACCCAUCGCUGGCUAAAUAUAGGGACAGAUUGCCCAGUGUGCUGGUGUUGGGCUGUAUGACACACUAGCCUGCUGUUCUGCUCAGUGCAGGUCACAUGGCAACAAGAGCUGACUCAGUUACUGCCUGUUAAGAAACCAGAACAUCAUCUGUGGGAACAUUUGUCACUUACACCAGUGCAGAAAAAACAUAACAAACGGAAAUAAAAAGAAUUCAAAUUCUGUUAAAAAAGUAUUUUAUUCCACUUGUAAUAAUAUGAUUUCCCCAAGGAUAGUUUUCCAAAUCAUUUCUAUUCAAUUUAACAAUAAUAAUAAAACAAUUGCAUUAACACUACACUUAAAAAAUUUAUCUCAGAAAGUUCAAGGAAUAAAAGUGUGGCCCUCCAUGGCUUCUUGUUUUCCUGCUGUGUAGAAAUAAGUCAACAAUAUAAUAGCCUCCAAGCUCAUCACUAAGCUGAGGGCCCUGGAGCUAAAUACCUCCCUCCACAGAUGGAUUCUGAACUUCCUUACCAGCCGCUCACAGGUGGUGUGGGUAGGCAACAACCCAGGCCACCGGGCUCCACACAGGGACUUCUCAGGGAUGCGUGUUUGUCUCCUCCUGUACAGUGCAACCACAUUUGACACCAACACCAUAAUCAAGUUUGCUGACGACAGCAGUAAAGCCUGUUCACUGUGGGACCUGUCAAAUUGGAGUCGGGACAACAACCUCUCCUUUGACGUCAGAAAAACCAAGGCGCGGACGGUGGUUUACAGAAAAAGGGGAGGUGUUACAAUGCCCCCAUCCACACUGACAAGGCUGAACUGGACAGGGUCGAAGAUUUCAAUAUUCUUGGUGUUCAUAUUGGCAAAUAAAAUGUAAAUGAUUCAGUGGCACACGAACACACACACACACACACACUACCUCUCUCUCUAGAUAACACAAACAUGCACAUACCAAUGACACAAACACAUAAAUACACACACACACUUCCCAUACACAGCUACUAUCCAGUGCUACAUGUAUAUAAACGUGAAGGAGCCUAACUUCUACACUGGAAUUACCUGCUAAUAAACAAGUUAUUAAUUAUUCCUUUGAGAAAAACACUGUGUAAAUCAUUAACAAUAUCUUUACGUGUUUGAGAAAACAGCAUACACUUGGUUUUAGCUGUAUUCAGAACAAGCACGGUUAGCUCAACAAAUACUAUCCGGAAAGCAAUAAAGUUUGACUGAAGCUCCAAAAAAACCCUGCAUUUUGUUUAAAGUAUAAUUAAGCAAUAAGGCAUGACAGAAUGUGGUAUAAGGCCAAUGUACCAUGGCUAAGAGCUGUGCCGGUUUCCAAAGCAAUA
Molecule: messenger RNA, 2735 nt
Organism: Esox lucius (northern pike)
Lineage: Eukaryota; Metazoa; Chordata; Actinopteri; Esociformes; Esocidae
Product: transmembrane protein 233
Exons: 3
Coding region: 342-707 (121 amino acids)
Cellular component (GO): membrane
Source: RefSeq, a predicted model, not a curated record